Molecule: messenger RNA, 1628 nt
Organism: Sarcophilus harrisii (Tasmanian devil)
Lineage: Eukaryota; Metazoa; Chordata; Mammalia; Dasyuromorphia; Dasyuridae
Product: tumor necrosis factor ligand superfamily member 18-like
Exons: 3
Coding region: 87-641 (184 amino acids)
Biological process (GO): T cell proliferation involved in immune response; tumor necrosis factor-mediated signaling pathway
Molecular function (GO): tumor necrosis factor receptor superfamily binding
Source: RefSeq, a predicted model, not a curated record
AGGACCAGUCGACCUCAGACUGGGGAGAUUCACCCAUCACUGUAAAAUCUCUCUGCCAUAAGUUAUUUUCUUUACAAUAGGUGAGAAUGACACAGGUGGAAAAUUCAGUCAACCUCUUAGAGAGAGGUAUGGAAUUUCAAGAUUCAGAAAAGUCUUCCAAGAAGCGAUGGGUCAUUGGAGGCACAAUGUUUGUUCUGUUGUUAACACUUGCUCCUGGUAUUUAUUUCUUCCUUCAUUCCAAGGCUCCGGAUAAUUGUUGGGCUCAAGCAGUUUUAGACAUCAAGACAACAACUGAUACAAAUGUCUGGGCUUGGCCUCAACUUUCCACUUCAUGCUUUACGGAAAGCAGCAAUCAGACACUGAUGAUCACUAAGGAAGGUAUCUACUUAGUUUAUGUCCGAAUGAAGAGAAAACGCAAGGACCAUGUUCCCUUUGCAAUUCAACUGAAGAAGGGAAAUGAUAUUCUAAGACAAAAGCAAUCCGAAGAAGAUACUAUUGACCUUUUGGAAAUCUGUCACUUUAAUGAAAGUGAUAAAAUCAGUUUCAUCUUGAAUGGUAACCAUUUCGAGAACAUUGAGAAAAAUCCCACUCAGACUUUUUGGGGGAUUUUGCGCCUGCCACCUCACACUCCUACAACCUAACCCUCAUUUCUUUAUCCCUCCAAAAACACAGUCAGCUCCAGUGCUAAUAUUUUGCCUGGCUGUGUAAAUCAAUACAAACAGGUCUUGUGCAAGGGAAAUCAUAUUCUUCCCUUUUCUCCUUUUGAAAAACUGGUGUUUUGUUGUUCAAUGAAGCUGUGACCCAGAGGACACAGAUCUGAGAGGGAAUUUCUCUGCAAGCAGAAAAAGAAAAAAAAUCUUCUGUUAGAAUAUAAGUGGUUGGGAAAAAUGGAACUGAGAUUUUGUUUUUCAAAGGCUUUUUACAUUUGACAGUAAGAAAUCCCAACCCAAAGGAAAUAUGGGCCUGGAAUUCCAAAGGAAAUAUGGACCUAUCAUUCCAAAGGUCCAUCAAGGCUGCCUGAGCUUCCUUCCCAUGCUUUUGGAAGCAUUAACUACUCAAUUGUGACUCCAGUUCCUCUCAUAAAAAAAUGAUAAGGUCAACCUGGAAGGGUGUCCAUACAAGCUGCAAAGUAUAUCUACCUAAGAAAUGGCCCUUGACAGAACAGAAUGCUAUUAACAUGCUGACUAUAAUGGAAGCCUUAGGACAAAAACACAAAUGUCCAUGAUAGGCCCAGCUGCACUUUAUAUAUAGGAAGUUAGUGAUUCUCAGCUUCCUUUUACUCAGGAUAUAUAGCUUUAAAGGAAGUCAAGGAGCAGAGGGACAAUUCUUGAUCUUCAUCCAGGACUUUGUCAUCAUUCUACAGCUGGGGGAAAUGUGAAUGAUGACUAACGUGAUCAGGAGCUGUUCAUACCACCAUGUCUCUGGUCCUUCAUCUGUUACCACUCUCUAAGCUUAUUCUAAAGGUCUAGAGAAUGAACAUACAAGAAGUCUCUUUAUCCCAUCUUAUGUGGUUGAAGAAUAACUAGACCACUUAGGAGAUACCUUUCCUUUGAUGAAGUUACAAUUCUCUGUCUCCUAUUUGUUGGUGAGGAUCCCCAGUUCCAGGUCUAUAUUCCCAGCUAGUUACC